Molecule: messenger RNA, 2742 nt
Organism: Tetrahymena thermophila SB210
Lineage: Eukaryota; Ciliophora; Oligohymenophorea; Hymenostomatida; Tetrahymenidae
Product: kelch motif protein
Exons: 3
Molecular function (GO): protein binding
Source: RefSeq, a predicted model, not a curated record
AUGGGAAAUCGAUAGAGUGAUAUUUCAUAGAGAGAUGAAUAAAAACAUGUUCAUAAUAUAAACAGAAGUGAUUUUCUUUACAUGUUUGGGGCUAAUUAGGAUGGACAUGGUGAGAUUAUAGUAUUUGAUUCUUGCAGAGAAUAGUUUUGCUUUCAAAAUACUCCUCUCGGGAUGAAAAUUUUUGACUAUAUGGGUGUCAUAAAGGUGUCAAACAAUCUGAUAUAUUUAAGUGGUGGAAUUAACAAAUAAAAAAAUCAUAUCAGUGAUGAAUUAAUUGAAUAUAAUCCCAUAACUAACUCAUACUCUUACUUAUCCAGCAUGAAAAAUUCUAGAUAUACUCAUUGCCUCACCUUUAAAAAUGGUAAACUUUAUGCAAUAGGCGGACGUACUUAUGGAGAAGGUAUAAAUGGACUUCUUGCAUCUUGUGAAGUAUAUGAUUUUUCUAAUAGAAAUUGGAAGGAGAUAUCACCUCUUUCAGAACCAAGAUGCACAUUCUUUACAUUCUAAUACAAUGAUGAAAUCUACGUUUGUGGAGGGUUUAACGGAAAUAAGAAAAGGACAGAAUUAAUAGAAAAAUACAAUGAAUCUUAAAACUGUUGGGAAACAAUAGAAAUGAAAUUAAACAAGGGAAUUGAGUGUGGUAAUCUUCAUAUUUUAGAAUAAAGUAAGGAUGAAUUUGUUAUAUUUGGAGGAAAUUGCAAAGAAGGACCCACUAACGAGUGCUGGAGAUACAAUUUAAAGAAAUAAACUUAUGAGCUUAUUGGUAAAAUGUAGGCAAAGAGGGUAUUAUCUAAAAGUAUAUUAACAUCGAAAGGCUAGAUUUAUAUAUUAGGAGGAGACAGAGAACUAAGCAAUAACAUUUAGAAUUUUUAGAAUUCAUUUUAAUAAUAAAAAAAAGAAGAGUUAGAAAAUAUUUAAAAUGAUUUUUUAAAUUAAUUUAAUAAUGAGAUAAAAAGAGAAGAAAAUAUUUUAUAAAAAAUACUAAAGUAAGUAGAGAAUAAUGAAGGUUAAGGUUGUUUUUAUAAGGAUUAAAAAAAAGAACAGCAUGUAAUUAGAAUGAAAGCUGAUUUAGAAUAAUCAAAAUCGUUAUAGGUCAACAACAUUAAUAAUAAUUAAAAUCACAUCUAAGAUAAAUAAACAGUAGAAAAAACUUCUUUUCUCAGCUAUGGUUUAAAGUUUGAAAGGAUAUAUUCAUUGGAAUCAGAUUAAAUCUUUAAAAAAAGAUCCUAUCAAAAUUGGAAAAAUUACUCAUAAGCAAGUGAGAUAUAAAUUGUAAAAUGCAGCGUAAAUGAGCUUUUAAGUAUACAAAAUUAAGACAAUUUAAAGAGAAAAAGAAAUAAUUCUUUUGGAGAGUAAGCUAAUAAUAUUUUGAAGAACUUCAUCAGUCCAAAUAAAUAAGAUUAGGAGAAAAGCCCAAAUAAUAUAAGUAUCGAAGAAGUAAAUAUUUUGCAAUAGCACAUUAGAAAUAGUCAUUCUAUGGAUAUAGAAGAAGAAUAGUAUGGUAAUUUAAUUUAAGAUGAAUAUAACUAAGCCAGAUAGUUCAGGGCUGUUUCGAUCGCACUAAAUAAUGAUGCUGAAAAUCUUCAACUUUAAUUUGAUUAAAAUAUAAAUAAAGCUUGCAAUUUGCCUCGAGAAAAGAGAUUUUAAUCAGUGUAGUAUGCAAGAGAAAAUUUGAGAGCAUAGAUUGAUAAUGAAGAAUAGAUCAAUCAUUAUUAAAAUGAAUAGCACUAAAUUUCAGGGAACUAAAAUAUUAAUAAUCCUAAUAACCACUAGGUACCUUUCAGUAGAAGGUUUUACAUAUUUGGAAUUUCUGAGAACCAAGAUUUUAUAGCAGAAAUAGAUAUUCUCAAUCAGAAUCUUUUAAAAAAGAAAAGACCUAAAAAAUUGAAAUUACUAUCUUACAGAAGUGGAGUAAGAUUUGAGGAAAGUGAGAGUAUAUUUAUUUGCGGAGGAGUGAAUGAUGAAAUGACGAAGAUAUCCAGUUCAGUGUAUAUGUAUUAUCCUAACGAAGAUAGAGUAGAUAUUUUAAAACCUAUGAACUCAAGAAGGUAUACAUUUUGCUGUGUUAAAAAAGGAAACUACAUUUACGCUUUAGGAGGAAGAUCAUAUGGCAACGAUGACGCAGCAAUAAUGAGUAAAUGUGAGAGAUAUAAUAUUGCCACAAAAGAAUGGGAAGUUAUUGCGAGCAUGAAAUAUAAGAGAUGCUCUUUUAUGGCUUCUUGUGUAGAAAAUAAAUUAUAUGUUGCUGGUGGAUAUGGUGGGAGUAUGGUUAGACAUUCUACUUUUGAAUGUUAUCAUGAGGCUGAAGACAGGUGGGAGUUGAUGGGUAUAGAAUUAAUUGAGCCUAUUGAAGCAUCUACACUUUUAAAUAUAGCCUCUCAUGAUAACAAAAUCAUUUUAAUAUUAGGCGGUAGAUCAACAAAAGAUGAUAGCGACAAAGUUUAUUGUUAUGACAUUAAACAUGGAUUUGAUGCCUUUUAAGGUAAUUUAUGUGGAACAUUAUCUAGUAAAAGAUGUCUACAUAAAUAAAUACCAUUAAAUCACGACUCUACUACUUUUUUAUUAUUGGGUGGAUUUACAAAAGGUGAGAGAGUAUCAGCUUAUUCCUUUAAUGCCUAAACUAAUUAGCUAUAGAACCAAAGUAAAGAAUUUUAAAAUCUUAUUAACAAGCUUGAUAGCUUUCUAUUUAAAGAUUUACUCUAAAACAAGGACUAUACUCUAAGAAGAAACUUAUUACUAUGA